AACUCUCUUGUAUCUCUCUCAGCUGCUUCUUCUUGUUCUUCUUCUGUUCGUGUCUUCUCUUUUUCACCUCCAGCCAUAGGAUUCUCAAAUCUAGUUACACAGCUAGCAGGAUGAGUGAUGAUGUUUUUGAUGGACAAAUGUUGGCAGACAAGCUUUCUAAACUUAACAGUUCUCAACAAAGUAUAGAGUCUUUAUCCCGUUCAUGCAUUUCACAUAAAAAGAAAGCCAAACAGAUUGUUGAAAUAUGGCAUAAGUCAUUCAAAACUGCUCAGCGGGAUCAGCAAGUUUCUUUUUUGUAUUUGGCCAACGACAUUUUGCAAAAUAGCAGGCGGAAGGGAAGCAGUGAGUUUGUGAAUGAAUUUUGGAAGGUCGUGCCAUCAGCCCUCAAGCAUGUUAAUGAACAUGGUGGUGAAAAUGGAAAGACAGCAGCAUCAAGACUGGUUGACAUAUGGCACAAGAGGAGGGUAUUUGGAUCCUGGGGUCAGAACUUGAAAGACGAAGUGCUUGGUAAAAGUCCGCUCCCUCAGUUGCCUACUAAUGGAAAGACUUCUAACCCUAUCAAGAUAGCUAAGAGGGAUGCCAGCUCGCUGAGACUCAAAUUGGCUGUUGGAUGUAUCCCAGAAAAGAUAAUAACUGCAUUCCAUUCGUUACAUGAUGAAAAUGCUAGUGAAGAUACAGCUUUAAACAACUGUGAAGGUGCACUUCGGCGAUUUGGAGAUUUGGAGAGAGAUAUUGCAAGUCAAGGAGUUUUACCAGGAUCUUCGUUACUAGAUGAACUACAGGAGCAAGAAAAUGUACUUCAAGAUUGUGUCAAUCAACUUGAAACUGCUGAAAGGACUAGAACCUCAUUGGUUUCACAGCUUAAAGAAGCACUCCAGGAUCAAGAAUCGAAACUGGAUGUUAUUCAAAGUCAGUUGAAGGUUGCUCGGCAUCAAAUUGAUCAUGCUGUAAAUUUGAGGAAGAAAGUGGUAUCACCAUCUCUUCCAAGUGAAGCAGCAAGUGUUGAUAACCCUGCAUCAGCUCAGUCAGUUCCUACUGGAACAGCUCAGUCAGUUCCUACUGGAACUACUACUCAUGCUACUGAAGAAGAAAACAAGAAGGCAGCUGCAGCUGCUAUGGCUGCAAAACUUGCUGCUUCAACAUCCUCUGCACAAAUGCUUUCAUCGGUUCUCUCGUCUUUAGUCGCAGAGGAAGCUGCUUCCGUUGGUAACGGAUUUAAUUCAUCUGGAUUCACUUCCAGUUCAUCCGCAUUUCCUCCUGAAAAAAGACCCAAAUUAGAAACACCCACAUCAAUACCAGAUUUAACCAAUUCAGAUGUUAGUUCAGGUUAUUUUACUAGUAUUCAAACAUCAUUUCCACCUCCCCCACAAUCCAUCGGUGGUACUAGCUCUCCUGCAAAUCAAUUUGCUCAAUCUUCUGGUUUAAUGAUGGGCGGGAUGCCAUAUCCAUACGUUGCUAGCAGCCUACCUCCACCACCACCUAUGCCACAACAUAUGGCAAUGGGAAUGAUGAGGCCCACCAAUCAACCUCCUCAGCAGCAGCAGCAGCAGCAGCAGCAGCAGCAACAGGCUCAUCCACAACAACCUUCAAAUGGUGGGUACUACAGGCCGCCAGGUAUUGGCUUUUAUGGGCAAAACCAUCAGCCUUCACCACCGCCUGUGCCUCGUCAGUAAACUUAUUUGUUGUUUUGUAUAUUAAUAGGAAUCUAGACAUAAAUGAGCCGUUAAUACUAGAUGUUCAUUUCACCCUUACUUGCAUGUGCUUCUAUGUUACAUUAUUUUGUUAAUUAUUGGGUGAGAUAUAACUGCAAGUAAAUUUAACAAGUCGACUGUGGCUUAUAAGGAUGUAUGUCUUAAAAGUUCUAUGCUGUUUGUCUCAUAGAAGCUGGGGCCUCCAUUGUAUGUUU
Messenger RNA from Erigeron canadensis, 1906 nucleotides. RefSeq names its product regulation of nuclear pre-mRNA domain-containing protein 1B-like. NCBI's taxonomy places the organism in Eukaryota, Viridiplantae, Streptophyta, Magnoliopsida, Asterales, Asteraceae. The record is from RefSeq and is a predicted model, not a curated record. Gene Ontology annotation, molecular function: RNA polymerase II complex binding. The transcript has 8 exons. Gene Ontology annotation, biological process: mRNA 3'-end processing. The coding region runs from base 111 to 1673 and encodes 520 amino acids. Gene Ontology annotation, cellular component: RNA polymerase II, holoenzyme.